UGUCGUUGAUGUCAACGUGUAAACCAGGAACUCGGAUUUGGGAGAAGUGGCGUGUUGGCAUUGUGGAGACAUUUCGAUCCAAAAGUACAAUAAAACAGUUAAUUCCAUCGUCGCGUGCCUGCGUGCAUCAAGCACGCGCUUUGUCAUGCAGACACACCUCGACUAGCGACACAUUCUCGGUAAACAAAGAGCAGUGCUGAAGAAGGAGAAUGGGGAAGAAGGAUGCCACUGGGCCCAGAUUACCAGUUGAUCAAUACCGAAAACAGAUUGGUAAGCAGGACUACAAAAAGACAAAGCCAGCCUUAAAGGCCACACGGCUGAGAGCUGAAGCGAAGAAGAACUCCUCUGGAUUCAGGGAUGCGUUCCUGGUCAUCGCUGCAAUCCUGUUCUGUGUCCUCUGUGUCUACGCCUUCUUCUACCUCAACCUGAGUACCGAGAUGGACCUGGAUCUGGAUGUGGAUUAAGGAGAGGUCUCGUCGCUUCACCUCAUACACGAGAAGGGAACGCAGUCUGUCAUCUUUUUGACACACUUUUGGUGACGGUGAACUGCGGGGAUAUAUGAGAGUGCAUCAAAUAUGAAGAUCUACUUUCCCUUUUAUGUUCUGCAUGGGAGCAUGCAAACUAUAUGAUUAUUAUACUGACACUCGCACUGUGGUUUUACAUGCAAGUUUCUUCUGUUCUUUCCCCGAACCCAGAUCUGAGAGAGCAGCUUUGAUUCUCUUUCCUGAAAAAGUCGGUGACCUCGUGCUUUGUUGCACUUGUAUAACGUUCUGCUGCAAAAUCGACCUACAGCAGAGAAAAUGAGCCGCAUUUUAAUUAAAAUGUUCUUUUCAUAAGUCUUCCACCCUACAAUCGAGACCGAGCCUCCGUUAAUCAUAUUCCGCGGAGUCACGUCCCUCUGUUUUCUCCACUAAUAGAAAAAUGUAAAUCUCCUGCUGAACUUCUCGUCACAUGGAGACAAACACUUACCUCACAUUCCAGUGCACAAACCUCUCCUCCUGGAUAUCUGGAGAUCACAAAGUGUGAGAUUAGAAUCCACAAAGCCCUCGCCCUGAUUGAAUGUGUGUGCAGAAUACAGAACAACACAUUCUACCUGCCGCACAUACAGGCAGCACGGAGACACACAUCCACAGGAUUAGCAUUACAAAUAUGAUCCUGUCUUUUCAUUUGAAUGGAAAUUGCAGAGAUGAAUGACGACUGAGGAGAGCUGCUGUGCUUCUGUUAAGGAAUACCUUGAUUGAUUUUACGUCCUGUCAAACGUAGGACGUGAUGUGUCUGUAUGAAUGAGAAGGUUUGUCAAAGCCUCUUUAUCCCUACUCUUCUUGCACUAGUACUGCAAAGUGCAAGGACUGACCUUCCAAUUACCAUUACGUCAAAGCGCUUCCACUGUUCGAGAGAUUCUUUGGUCACAAAGAGCCAGCGGCUUUUGUUUAGUCCAUUUGCUUUAAACAUUUUUUUUAUCACUUUCUAUUCCUAUGACUAUCAAACACAAUACGGUCCUCUAAAAGGCAACAGAUGCUUUGUUUUGGAUAUGACUCUUUUAUAUUAGUGUAACGCAUAGAAGGCCAAUAUCAAAAACACAAGAGACCGGGUGACUUCUUUCAUUCCUUUUUUCUCCCAGUAUCUUUUAAAAGCUUGUCUUGUGUCUGAGCCUGACUGUGUUCUUUGGCUUCGAUGAAAGGGGAAACUGAUUUUGAGCUUUCAGUUUGUGUUCUUUUCUCCCAUGACCUCCUGACCUCUGGUAAAAGACUACAUGUCCAGGAAACCAUGUUGAUAAGUAUGCACUCGUACCCUCAGCCAAUGGCUUGUAUCUGGCGUUGGUACAUCCAGACCCCUCCUCCACCACUGGGUCACUCUCAUGUGUAACAAUAGAUAGGCAGAGAGACCUUCAUAUGUGACACCGGUUAUCUAAAAGGUCACCAUUACCAACUACAAGAGCUCUGACAUCAGCACAAAGGAAAGGUUCUAUUUAUUCAGACCCACAUUAUUGAAUUGGUUUGUAUGGUAUAUACACAUUUUUACAGUUUGCUUUGUCAUAAUGAUUUGGUUACAGGAUACUGUGUGAUAUAUUAUGAUUUAUCUUUGUUUUUUUUUACAACAUUGCUCUAAAAAUCAAAAUCAUGUAUCUUUGUAAUAUGAGUAAUGCCUAAAUGAAAAGAAGAUUAAAGGACCUUGUUUUAGUUUGU
Cyclopterus lumpus (lumpfish) is the source of this 2186-nucleotide messenger RNA. It is a transcript of the gene triqk, whose product is annotated as triple QxxK/R motif containing. The record is from RefSeq and is a predicted model, not a curated record. The transcript has 4 exons. The coding region runs from base 210 to 464 and encodes 84 amino acids. NCBI's taxonomy places the organism in Eukaryota, Metazoa, Chordata, Actinopteri, Perciformes, Cyclopteridae. Gene Ontology annotation, cellular component: endoplasmic reticulum membrane.